UGAGAGAUAAUGGCGUGCGCUGGCAGUAGCUCCCCAAGAUACAGCAGCUGACCUUUGAGUGCGCGUUAUAUACACAUUGGGGUCCACCUGAUCGUGUGUUGCUCUGAGCAGGGGCUAUAGGAUGCGAUUGCGUGUCUGAAGAACCCUGAGCAGGACCACCAAGCUUGGGCUAUCUCUCGUUGACCUCCAGCACCGUAAGCAGACAUGGCGACGAUAGCACGCGCACCGGGGGACUGCUGCAUCAAGACCGUCGAACACUCGGGAACCGCGCGGGGGACAGUCGAGAAGUUUGCGGGCGUUGACACGUAUGUUUCGCGUCCGGCUGAAUUGGGGGAGAAGCGGAAGAUCAUCUUGUUCUUCGCGGACGUGUAUGGGCCGUUCUUCCUGAACUCGCAGUUGAUCAUGGAUUAUUGGGCGUCCAAUGGGUACCUGGUGUUGGCGUUGGAUUACUUCGAGGGUGAUCCGGUGCAGAAUCACCUGAGCAAAUUGGGGAAGAACUACCGCAUCGAGUUUGACUUCGUCCCUGGGAAGCUGAUCCGCGCCAGGCAGAUCACGCCGGACUGGCUGGACGCGGUGAAGGAGCAAUUUGGGACAUCGCAGACGCAAUGGUUGACUGUAGGAUAUUGCUUCGGCGCACCUUUCGUGAUGGAAUGUAUGGCGAAGGACUGGAUCACCGCAGGUGCAUUCGGGCACCCCGCCGUUUUAAAGGAUCAGCACUUCCGGGACAUGAAGAAGCCGUUGCUACUCUCGUGUGCAGAGGUCGACCAUACUUUCCCCUUGGAGUUCCGCCGCCGGGCUGAAGACAUCAUGAUUGAGAUCAAGGCCACGUACCAUAUUCAGGUCUUCUCCGGGGUGACCCACGGCUUCGCGCUCAGGGGGAACGUGAACGAUCCUGUCGCAAGAUGGGCGAAAGAGCAGAGCGCGUCGACGAUUUUGAGCUGGUUCGACAACUUCUGUGCUGCAGAGCAGCGGCCUGAGGUCAAGCUGUAGAAAUGGAUGCGAGCGAUCUGCCGUAGGAGGAUGGAUGACCGCGUGCUACUCCGGCCUGUUGUACAUUCAUGUCGUACUAAGUACUAGCACCUGAAGUCGCUGGCUUCAAGAUUAUAGAUCCAGUAUUGAUAAGUACUGCUUCAACGUGGUCUCCAUCUGUAGAGAUCGAGAGAAUCAUACUUAUGCAGCGUAGGCGAUUUACAGAAGUCGGACGUCGACCAUUGAGUUGAACCAGGGCUAGUUGAGCGUGCACGCCAAUGUGAUACAAUCAGAUAUUGUUCCUAGUGUCUGUCAUCUGUCACAGCAACAAUU
Messenger RNA from Fomitopsis serialis, 1302 nucleotides. RefSeq names its product Alpha/Beta hydrolase protein. Bases 205 to 990 code for a protein of 261 amino acids. The transcript has 8 exons. Gene Ontology annotation, molecular function: hydrolase activity. NCBI's taxonomy places the organism in Eukaryota, Fungi, Basidiomycota, Agaricomycetes, Polyporales, Fomitopsidaceae. The record is from RefSeq and is a predicted model, not a curated record.